UCCGUUCAAUGGCUGGAGGGCAAGAAAAAUGGUAUUUUACAAAAGAACAAUUACUGAGUUCUCCAAGCAGAAAAUGCGGUUUAGAUGCAGAUAAAGAAUUAGCAUAUCGGCAGCAGGCCGCGAAUUUAAUACAGGAUAUGGGACAGAGGCUUCAAGUCUCUCAACUAUGCAUCAACACGGCGAUAGUGUACAUGCACAGGUUCUACGCCUUCCACUCGUUCACGCAGUUCCACAGGAAUGCUAUAGCUGCAGCAGCGCUGUUCCUCGCUGCGAAGGUGGAGGAACAGCCAAGGAAAUUAGAAUAUGUAAUAAAAGUGGCACACGUGUGCCUCCACCGAGGUGAAAGUAUCACCGCCCUGUCGCCUGAACAGUACCAAGAACAGGCGCAGGACCUUGUAUUCAACGAGAAUGUCCUCCUACAGACCUUAGGGUUCGAUGUUGCUAUCGACCAUCCCCACACGCACGUUGUUCGCACAUGUCACCUUGUCAAAGGUGAGACAUGCGUCCUAACAUUGUGUCCGGUGACGUGACGUGCGACCGACGCGGGUCGGACGACUUGCGACUUGCGAUUGCGACUUAGUCGUGGAUGGUUCGGUUUUGAAGCGGCCGUGGUUCGGUUCGGACCGGGGUUUUGUUUUGUUAGCGGUUUUUUUUGUUUAUGCAUUUAUAUGUUUAUUUUUUUAUGCUUGUUAUGUAAUUGUUUUGAUGAGGCAGUAAUUUAUGUAAUUUUAUUGUAAGCUUGAAAAGCACAGUGACAGUUGCACUCUCGAAAAUUGGUUCACGGAUGUACUUUUGUCUAUUUGCAUAAUUUCGCCAAUAUUAAACAUAGUUGUGUAAUAUUGUGAAAUAAUGUGUUAUUGUAAAAACAGGAUCGCAUCCGUGUAACUAUUCUUUGAGGUGAUCUUUUAAGAACGUUCUAUAUUAGGCAUAAUUUGUAUAAAAAAAACAAUUACAUAUGGCAUGAUGUAUUAUUAUUAUUUAUCUUGCAAAUGCAACGUUUGACUUCCAUUCCUUGAUGAUUUUGAUUGUAAAAAGUAAAAUGCGAUAUAAAAAAAUAUGUAAAAAGACAAAAGAAAAUAAAAUAUUUUUCAGGAAAAAAUACAUUAUUAUUAAUUUUCCCUUUCUUCUGUUCAAAAUUUCUUCUAACACUCUUUUCUUAAUACACUAAAAUUACACCUUCUGAUACAACAACAAAAAAAACUUUAAAUCAUUCCAAGCCACAAAAAAUAUUUAAACAUAACUACUAUUUUCUCACUCUGUUCAAUUUUUAAAUUAAAUUCUAUACCCUCUUACAAAAUAUCCAAACGAAAAUUUUACACUACACUACAUUUAAAAAUAAAAUUAUUAACUCACAAAGUAUGGAAGCCACACGUUGUACAAAAAACGAAACAAAACCGGGACCGUCCCGUUAGCCGCACCGAACUUGUCCGGAGGCAAAAAAAUAAGCCGCGAUUCAACAGGCAAUGUAUACACACUACUACAUAAGAAAAUAUACAUCAGCCCCGAAGGACCUAGCACAGACUUCGUAUUUCAUGGCGUCGAACAGUCUACACUUGACUACUAUGUGCCUUCAGUAUAGGCCUACGGUGGUCGCCUGUUUCUGCAUACAUUUGGCAUCGAAAUGGAGUAAUUGGGCGAUACCGCAGUCGAACGAGGGUCGUCAUUGGUUCUCCUACGUAGACCGGUCGGUGACCACGGACCUACUGGAGAAGUUGACGGCCGAGUUCCUGCUCAUCUUCGAGAAGUGCCCCUCGAGGCUGAAGAGGAAGAUGAUGAAUGUUAAAGCUGCGGAUGGCAGUUCUCCACACUCGUUGCCAAACGCAUCGGGCUCAGGCGUCGCCAACUCGCCUUUCGACAAGAAGCACCCGCCGUCCAGUGCCGAUGAGAUCGACAAAUCCUUCGACAAAGAAUAUGAACGGGAGAGGCGACGCCAACCUGUCCCGGGUGGCUAUGUGCCAGCCACUACAGCCGCCCCACCCCAACCACAACCACAGAAGAUAGACUACAACCUAUACAGACAACGGGGAGAGAGGGAAGAACGAGAGAGGCGGGAGGAGAGGGAGAGGCGGCAACAGGCCAUGCAACAGCAGCAGCAAGCCAGGCCCGGCGCCCCGCAGCCCAGGCCCAACGCUCAGGCCCCUCCCCACCACCAGAGACCUUCCAGUCAACACGGUCACCAUAAACAGCACCAUCCCUGGCCCCCACACAAGUCCCACCAUCCCAAACCGCCUCACGACCACAGGCAUCACAGGCCGCCCAUCCCCGGUCCAUCAACAUCCACUACCACCACGCCAGCACCUACUCAUCCGCCCCCCACAUCUCAACCCGAAGUGGUUCCUCAAAGAACGAGGCCACCUUCGUUAUUCUCGCCUGAGAAUGCGACCACUCCCACCGCGGCGGCUGCGGCGGCUCCCAGGAGGCCGCAGCCCCAGCAGCCGCCCCCGCACCGACCUAAGCCCGAGGUCAGGCCCACCCCGCCCCCCGCGCCGCAAGUACCUCAGCCCCCUGUACAAACACAAGAGCAGAGGCCGCCCAGCCCGCACAGAAAGCGGCCGGACCCCACGGCGGCCAUCAGAGAAAUGCAACCGCCGGCAAUACUGUCCCCAUUCUCCUCUCCUCCCUCUAAAGAAAUGCCGAAGCAGCCGAGACAACGGCUGCCUUCGUCCAGUUCCGAGCCAGAGCUAGUGCCCGUCGUCAAAAAGAUUGAGGACACACCCGGGUACGAGAAUGUUAUACGCGACUCGCAGAGGGGCACGGCGAUCAAAACCAGGGCUCCUGAACGGAAACCUGAGCUGCCCACUAGGCCUGUUAACGGCAUCGAAACUGAUCCUACACUAGUAUCGAAUUUACUGAAGGAAAGUUUAGCCAAACCAGCGCCUAUAACGGUGGCGACAGAACGCAAGUCUCCCGAGGUGAAGCGCGAGCCGCCCGCGGAGCCCCCUCCCGCGCCCGUCCUGCCUGCCCCGGCGGCUGUCGAACCCCCUCCCCCCGUAGAAGAAGUGCCCGAACACAGGCAUAAGAAGGAAAAGAAGAAAAAAGACAAACACAAACACAAAGACCGGGACAAAUCGAAGGAAGAGAGAAAGAAACACAAAAAGGACAAAGAGAAGAGGAAAGAGAGUCCGCCCCCUCAGCCGGUAGAACCGCCGCAGCAGGACGGGGCUCUGAGGAUAACGAUACCUAAAGAGAAGUUGUCGACUAGUCCCGGUCUUAAGAUUAAGAUUCCUAAGGAUAGGUUGGCGGCGCCGCCACUGCCGCCGCAGCCGCAGCCGUCGAGCCUGAAGAUCAAGAUAUCCCGCGACGUGCUCGACGCGUCCAACAGGAAGCGCAGCGCGGCGCAGGAGCCGCCCGCCCCGCCGCACAAGCUGGCGCGGCACAACGGAGCUCCCCACCACCCUAAGGUAGGCAACUGGAAUGUUCCCGUCCCUUACAGACAACCCUUACCUUACUAUAUGGUACAACCGCCCCCGCCGCUGUAUUACGGCAUCGGUAUGGACGGCUAUUACUACGGCAUGGAAGGGUUCAUGUACCCAGGGGCCUGCGUGCCGGGCCCCCGGGUCCCGGGUCCCAGGCCCCCGGGCCCCCAGCCCCCGGCCGCGCAGCCGCCCCUGCCCGCCAUGCCGCCCCCGCCCGUGCCGCCACCGCCCCCAGAAUAGUGCCACAAACUAGUACCUUUAAGUAGUCAUUGCUAUAUAGUUAAAAUAUUUUGACUGUUUAUAUGUGUUGAGCUGUGUUUGUAGUCAGAUUUGUUGGGACACUACUGGUUUUUAUUUUAAAAAGAUAUUAAAGCUACAACAAAAUCAAAAGAAAAUAGUUCUUAUUAAUGGAGAAAAAAAACACUUUAAAUAUACACAAAAUACUGUAUUUUUCUAUAUUGUGGUAGUUUCGUAACAUAUCUGACGAUAAAUUUUCAGAUGCAAGGUUGAAUUUUCCAUACAUAUUGUUGUAUUCGCAUGGUGUUUCAAAUGUUGUGUUUUUACUAUGGGAAGAUUGGUAGAUUUAAGAUAUUGUCGGUCUAAUAUGAGACUGUGUAUAGUAUAUAGUAAUUCUACUAAAUGGUAGCUUUUAUAGAAGUACUGAGAGAUGUUUAUAUUGAAUGUUUUUUCAUAUUCAACUUAUGCUAUUGAGAAUAUUUACGUUUUGAAACUACUGUGACCAUAGCUAAGGUAAAAAAAUAUAACAAUAUUAAAAAUAGUGCAGCUGUUUAGGUGUUCGUUUUUGAGACAAAGAGACAUACAAAAUAUAGUUUUUAAUACCUGAAUUUUAAGAAAAAAAUCAUUUAAAUAUUGGAAAACGUUUGGUCAAAGCUAUGGUUACAGUGUUUGUCAAAAAAGAAGGAACAUAUUUGCCAAAAUAGCUACUAGAAUUUAUAAAACUAUUUACAAUAUAAUAAAAUGGCAAAAACUAUGUAUACAAUGUUGUCGAGCUUUUGUAGCUUAUGUACAAAUUAUAUAGGACUGUACCACUUUUACAGGGCGCUUAAAAAUAUAUAUUUACACUGUCAAGCGUUUUUAGGAGAACAAAAUAUUACCUAAAAAAUACAAUUAAAUAUUAUAUAUAUUAUAUUCUGUCAUUGAACAUCUUCGGCAGUCGGAAGCCAGUAAGUCUGACAAGCAGUUUUACCAAGGGGUACUGGGUUGCCCGGGUAACUGGGUUGAGGAGGUCAGAUAGGCAGCCGCCCCUUGUAAAACACUGGUACUUCGCUGCAUCCGGCUAGACUGGAAGCCGACCCCAACAUAGUUGGGAAAAGGCUAGACAGAUGUUGAUUUUAUAUUCUAACUAACUAAGAUUUUAUAUUAUAUUCUAACUAAAACCGUUUUAAGGUACGCUUUAUAUUAGCGUAAUUCUAGUACUAUUUAUCUUAAAAUAUAAUUCAAAUUAAUAUUCAUACCAAUUUUUUAAAGGACAUAUCCAAAAAAAAAACUUGUUCUUCUAAAAAUGUUUGACAAAUUAUAUUAUAAAAAACUUAUCUGUACUGUAAAUGUUUACCACUGUUUUAUAGAAAUAUAGUUUAUUGCUAUAAUAUAUGGGUUGACUGGUAAAUAGUGGCCGAUACUUAGACACGUUAUUUUAAUUUUACCCAUGAUUAUUACCAACUUUUCCAAAGAAAGUUUUGUAUAUAGUCAUAAGUUUUAUCACAAAAUAAUAAAAAAAAUAUUGGAAAAGUUGUUUGAAAUUAUGAGUACAAUAACAUAUUCAAGUGUCGGUCACUAAUUCCCGGUCACCCUAAACAGUUUGACAGCUAAUAUAUUUAUAAAAUAUAUACCAUAUACUACUCAUAAUAAAUAUAUUUACAAUUUUUGACUCUUAUAGUAGAUACAUCACAUUUUGUGAUAUUUUUAUUUAAUCUUAAGACUUAAAAUAUAUACAAUAUGUAUGUACGUAAUGUUAAAGUGAUUUUUCUAAUGUAGCAUUCCAAAAACGGACUUCAAUUUUAAUUUGAUAAUUACUAUUUAUUUCUAUAGAUUUCUAUUGCUCUAAAAAAAAUUUUAUUAUGGUUAUUUUUUCUUGAGAGUAUAGUUUUCUUAAAAUAUAUUUAUUUUAUUACUGUUAUUCAUUAAGUGGUUUACAAAGUUGCUGACUCGAAAAUAUAUAAGUAAGCGACUAUCUGAACACAUUACCAUUUCAGCUUUAAUUAUGUUUUUAGUUAAAAUCGAUUUUCGUUAAGCUUAAAGUUGACUUGUUAAUUAAUAUUUUCUAAUUUUAAGUUGUAAAAAAUGUAAAUAAAAAUAAAUGCUUGCUCAAAAAUGAUCAAAAAGUAAAAAAAAAAAAUAUUACAGGGUUUAUCCUUAAUGUUCCUUAAAACUUAAGCUUUUUAUUUCGAAGCGAAAUAGUAUUAUGGAAUUGCUAUUUUUAUACAAAUGUUUUCUUAGAUUUAUUAUUAAAAAAAAAGAAAAAAAAAACCUUUUGUCAAUUAUUUUUAAAAAAGCUCCUAUGGCAGUCUUUGAUAAAAACUAUUAAAACUUUUUUUUUAAACCAACUCUUCUACUAUCUAUGAAAACAAUUGUAUAUUACAUAGUUUUUUAAGUGUUUAAAAUAAAAAUACGAAACAUCUGAUUAUGGUGCCAUUGUUGUUACCAUUUUGCUAAAAUAGGAAUAGUUUUUUUUUAUAUUUUCCAAAACGAGAGUACUUAAUUACUUGUUCAUGAUAUUUAAUUAUGACAAGAAAUAUCUACCUUAAUUUUUGUAUGUUCAUAGUUUAUUUUAGUUAUAUAAAAAAUAUUAGUUAUGAUUUUCUCAAAAAAAUAUGUGUCAAUAUUUUUUCGAAUUUUCAAGAAACUAAAAUAUAUAAAAAAAUCCUCACAUUAUCACUAUUUUUAAGUUUUUAGAGGCUAAUUCAGUAGUUCAUUUUUUAUAUAUUUUAUUUUCUAGAAAAUUCGAAUUGCAUUUUGUUGAUUAUAAUCGUUUUAUUACAUUAGGCGUGCAAUUUAUGUGAAUAUUGGCAAUAUUAUAAGUACAUGGUGUUUUUUAUUAUUUUUUUUUAUUAAAAUAUUUUUUUUCUAAUCUAAUUAGACAAAAUUGACAUAUAAUAGUGACGGUACAUAUUGAUUUAUUUUUAUAUUGAUUUUGUUAACUUUUAUAUCAAAAGUUCAGCCGUAAUUCAACACCAAUAAAUACAAAAUUAUUUUAAAUCAAGCAAAAAGUUCUGAAUUCACAGAAAAUCAAUGCAAAUGUUUUUUUUUUUUAUAUUUAUGCAAUGUGUCGAAUUAUGUCUUAACAUAGAAAUACUGAGAUUACCAUACUUUACGAAUUUCAUAAAUAUAAUUGUGAAAUAGCAUAACUGUUUGCAUAAGUUGAAUCUAACGAAUUUAUUAUGUUUUCAAAACGAUUUUAUUUAAUUAAAAAGUAUGAUUUCGUAAUUUGA
Molecule: messenger RNA, 6865 nt
Organism: Helicoverpa zea (corn earworm)
Lineage: Eukaryota; Metazoa; Arthropoda; Insecta; Lepidoptera; Noctuidae
Gene: CycT
Product: cyclin-T-like
Exons: 8
Coding region: 1464-3656 (730 amino acids)
Biological process (GO): regulation of transcription by RNA polymerase II; positive regulation of DNA-templated transcription, elongation
Cellular component (GO): nucleus; cyclin/CDK positive transcription elongation factor complex
Molecular function (GO): cyclin-dependent protein serine/threonine kinase activator activity
Source: RefSeq, a predicted model, not a curated record